Molecule: messenger RNA, 1659 nt
Organism: Aptenodytes forsteri (emperor penguin)
Lineage: Eukaryota; Metazoa; Chordata; Aves; Sphenisciformes; Spheniscidae
Product: amiloride-sensitive amine oxidase [copper-containing]
Biological process (GO): response to antibiotic; amine metabolic process
Cellular component (GO): plasma membrane
Molecular function (GO): quinone binding; primary methylamine oxidase activity; diamine oxidase activity
Source: RefSeq, a predicted model, not a curated record
CCCGUGGGGCCCCUGCCCCGGCCCAGCUCCUACCGGCCGCUGCGCUUCAAGGGGGGCCGCGCCAUCCCCUUCGCUGCCCGGCCCAUGACCCAGCUGGAGUACGAGCUGCUGCACCGCACGCUGGCGGAGGCGAUGGAGCCGCUCUACCAGCUGCUGCGCAACUCCACCGGCUUCUGGUACCACAACUGCUCCCAGCGCUGCCUGACCUUCACGGACAUCGCGCCGCGGGGGCUGGCGCCGGGCGAGCGCCGCAGCUGGCUGGUGCUGCAGCGCUUCGUGGAGGGCUUCUUCCUGCACCCGGUGGGGCUGGAGGUGCUGGUGGACCACCGGGACCCCGACCCACGGCGCUGGGCGGUGCAGCAGCUCUGGUACAACGGGCACUACUUCUCCAGCCCGCAGGAGCUGGCCGAGACCCCGACCCACGGCGCUGGGCGCCCGCAGGAGCUGGCAGAGGCGAGGGACGAGCCCCGCGGGCACUUCGCCACCGGCACCCCCACCGAGGUGCACGGGGCUAAAGUGUGUGAGCCCCAGGGCCGGCGGUACCGGCUGCGGGGCAACCAACUGGAGUAUGGGGGCUGGAGCCUGGCCUUCCGCCUGCGCUCCUCCGCCGGCCUCCAGCUCUUCGACCUGCGCUUCAACGGGGAGCGCCUGGCCUACGAGGUGAGCGUGCAGGAGGCCAUCGCCUUCUACGGGGGCCACACGCCGGCCGCCAUGCAGACCAAGUACAUGGACGCCGGCUGGGGCAUGGGCUCCGUCACCUACGAGCUGGCCCGCGGCAUCGACUGCCCCGAGGCGCCCGCCACCCCCCUCUACGAUGCCGACGGGCCGGUGCGCUUCUCCAGCGCCAUCUGUGUCUUCGAGCUGCCCACCGGUGUCCCGCUCCGCCGCCACUUCGACAGCGACUUCCAAGGGGGUUUCCACUUCUACGCCGGCCUGGAGGGGCAGGCGCUGGUCCUGCGCACCACCUCCACCGUCUACAACUACGACUACAUCUGGGACUUCCUCCUCUACCCCAACGGUGUGAUGGAGGCCAAGGUCCAUGCCACCGGCUUCAUCCACGCCACCUUCUACACGCCGCAGGGCCAGCGCUACGGCAGCCGUGUCCCCAGCCACCUCCCGGGCAACCUCCACACCCACCUGGUGCACUACAAGGUGGACCUGGACAUCGCAGGCACCGGCAACAGCUUCGAGACGGUGGACGUGCGCUUCGAGAACAUCUCCAACCCCUGGAGCCCGGGCGCCCGCGUGGUGCAGCCCUGGCUGCACCGGCAGCCCCGCCGCAGUGAGCGCCAGGCUGCCUUCCCCUUCGGCAAGGCGCUGCCCCGCUACCUGCUCUUCUACAACCCGAACCGGCACAACCGCUGGGGCCACCCGCGCAGCUACCGCAUCCAGCACAGCUCCCACGCCGGGCGGGUGCUGCCGCGCGGCUGGCAGGAGGAGAAGGGCGUCUCCUGGGGCAGGUGGGGCGGGGGCUCCCUGCAGCAUGACGACGCGGCUCCUGCCGGCCCCGGUGGGCUCCGGCAGGGCCAGCCCCACUGUCUGCGUGCCGAGCCCCGAGCGUUGCCCAGCCACCACGUUCACGGCGCGGGGACCUUCCCCUGGAGGCACCUCGUGCCCUCAGCUCCCUGUCCCCACCCCGGCAGCCCCUCUGCAGGCUGA